CAUGAGUUCAACAGCACCUGAACGAACACCCCGGUCGCACGACGGAUCGGAGCAAUCUAUGAUCUUCGCAGACCAGGAACCUCGUCAUGAGAAUGUCUCGGAGAAAGGACCUUCAGAUGAAUUUGAAGUCGGUCCAGCUCCAGACGGUGGUCUCCGCGCCUGGCUGGUGGCAGCUGGUGCAGGCUCGGUCUUCUUCUGCACCCUGGGCCUCGCCAACUCUUUCGGUGCCUUCGAGGACUACUACUUAACCCACCAAUUGAAAGGCGAUACCGAGGGCGCCAUCUCGUGGAUUGGCUCGCUGCAAUCCUUCUUGCAAUUCUUCUCGGGCAUGCUGGGAGGCCCACUUUUUGAUCGUUAUGGUGCCAAGGUCUUCUGGCCUGCCGGACUCCUCUACGUCGUCGCCCUCAUGCUACUGAGUGUAUGCAAGACCUAUUGGGAGACCAUGCUCGUGCAGGGUGUCCUAAUCGGGUUGGUGAUGGGCUUCUUACAAAUCCCGGCCUUCGCAGCGGUGUCGCAAUAUUUUGAUAAAAAUCGAGCUGGAGCCCUAGGGCUUGCCGUUGCUGGGUCUUCUAUUGGUGGAGUCGUUAUGCCCAUUAUCCUCUCCAAGGGGUUCAACGGUUCCUCGCUAGGAUUUGGAUGGACGGUCCGCGUGGUUGCCUUUGUGAUAUUGCCGUUCAUUGGGUUGGCCUGCUUUGCUAUCAAGUCUCGUGUGCCACCGCGGAAAACCCACUUCUUCCUUCUGGCCCCCUACAAGCAACCGCGCUUCGUCAUGCUUUUUGUCGCCCUUUUCUUCAUGUUCAUUGGCAUGUUUACCCCGAUGUUCUACCUCACCACCUACGCCACCACCCAGGGCAUGAGUGCAACGCUGGCUGGGUACCUGCUGUCCAUGGUCAACGCUGCUUCGACCUUCGGGCGCAUUGUUCCAGGCAUACUGGCCGACAAAUUUGGUCGUCUGAAUACCUUUGCCGCUGGUGGCAUCAUUACUGGCAUUUUGGUAUUUUGUAUGACCAGCGCCACUAGCAACGCCGGCUUGAUUGUCUAUGCGAUCUUUUUCGGCUUCUGCUCCGGUGCCAUUGUUUCCGGCGCCUCGGCCACCUUCUCCAGCUGCCCUGAUAACCCCCGGGAUAUUGGUACCUACAUGGGCAUGGGAAUGGCGAUUUCAGGCUUUGGGGCUCUGGUUGGACCUCCUAUCAAUGGAGCCAUCACUGCUCGGUAUGGUGGCUAUUUCGAAUGCUGUAUGUUUAGCGGUUCAAUGGCGGUGUUUGGCGGUUUCAUUGCCUUUGCGGCAAAGCGAACGACGAAGGAGGGUCUUUGGGGAAUGGCUUGA
This is a messenger RNA of Aspergillus sclerotioniger CBS 115572, 1327 nucleotides long. Its product is annotated as MCT family MFS transporter. The record is from RefSeq and is a predicted model, not a curated record. Gene Ontology annotation, biological process: transmembrane transport. The annotation marks the transcript as partial. Lineage: Eukaryota; Fungi; Ascomycota; Eurotiomycetes; Eurotiales; Aspergillaceae. Gene Ontology annotation, molecular function: transmembrane transporter activity. The transcript has 2 exons. Gene Ontology annotation, cellular component: fungal-type vacuole membrane.